This is a messenger RNA of Acomys russatus (golden spiny mouse), 927 nucleotides long. Its product is annotated as olfactory receptor 12D1-like. The transcript has a single exon. Gene Ontology annotation, cellular component: membrane. NCBI's taxonomy places the organism in Eukaryota, Metazoa, Chordata, Mammalia, Rodentia, Muridae. The record is from RefSeq and is a predicted model, not a curated record. Gene Ontology annotation, biological process: G protein-coupled receptor signaling pathway. The coding region runs from base 1 to 927 and encodes 308 amino acids. Gene Ontology annotation, molecular function: G protein-coupled receptor activity; olfactory receptor activity.
AUGUUGAAUCAAACCUCUGUCACUGAGUUUUUCCUUCUGGGAGUGACAGACAUACAAGAACCACAACCUUUUCUAUUUGCUAUUUUCUUCACCAUCUACUUUGUCAAUAUAACUUGGAAUGGCGCCAUCCUGAUGAUCAUCAUUUCAGAUCUAAGACUCCACUCACCCAUGUACUUCUUCCUGGGAAACCUAGCAUGUCUGGAUAUGUGCUACUCCACUGUGACAGUUCCAAAGAUGCUGGAAAACUUCCUCUCUAUGAGCAAAGCAAUUUCCUUUUUGGGAUGCAUAACUCAGCUUCAUUUCUUCCACUUCUUGGGUACCACAGAGUCCCUGUUGCUGGCAGUGAUGGCAUUUGACCGCUUUGUGGCAAUCUGCAAACCACUCCACUACUCUGUCAUCAUGAAUCACCAGGUCUGUAUCCUAAUGGCUGUCACCAUCUGGACCAUUGCUUUUCUCCAUGCCUUGCUUCACUCCACACUGACAUCUCAUUUAAGGUUCUGUGGUCCCAAUCGUGUCCAUCACUUCUUCUGUGAUGUUAAACCACUGUUGGAUCUGGCCUGUGGAAACACUGAGCUCAACCUUUGGCUGCUCAAUACAGUAACGGGCACCAUUGCCUCUGUCCCCUUUUUUCUGACAUUUCUCUCCUAUUUCUACAUCAUUAGCUAUCUUUUUCUCAAGACCCGUUCUUGCAGCACGCUCCACAAAGCACUGUCUACUUGUGCCUCUCACUUCAUGGUUGUCAUACUGUUCUAUGCUCCUGUUCUCUUCACCUACAUCCGUCCUACCUCAGGCAGCUCUCUGGAUCAGGACCGAAUCGUUGCCAUCAUGUACAGUGUGGUCACUCCUGCCCUCAAUCCACUCAUCUACACCUUGAGAAACAAUGAAGUGAGGAGUGCGUUGAAUAGGAAGGUGAGAAGAUGGCUCUGA